CGCGCGCCGACAACGAGAGACCGCAUUAUCGCGAUUCGUGUGUACUGCCGUGGUCUAGGGCGGGAGCAACUCGUUUGAACCGAGCAACUCUGCUGCAAAUGCAUCGCCUGCCGCCCGACGUGCUAAACGUAGUCACCCAAUUGCUCGGCGUGAAGGAGUUGGGUCGCUGCUCGCGAGCGUCGCGCAUUUUGGCGACGGCUGCUGUGUUCGGUUUCGAGGCGCGCGCGCAGGAACGAGGGCCUGGUCUGGUUCUGCACGCGAGGCAUGCGCAGCGGCAAUGGGGUGGGGAGCCGGACUGGCGAAAGCUGUGCCGCAAAGCCAUGUCUUUAAAUCGUCGUCGGCUGCGUCCGCCCGCGCCGCGGCGGCUCAAGUCAGUCGAUCCGACAAAGGCCAUCAGGCAAGCCAACCAAAGGUACAUGUUUACUCUCGAAGCUUUCGACGGCCACCCCAGAGCUCGGGGCACGACCUGUCUGUUGGCGAACCGCUGUGUACUCGCCAUCUUCGUCCAGUCGCCGCUCGGAGAGCAAGUAAGCGUCGACUGUGGUUUCCCUGAUUCACUCCAGCGAGACCGAAUUGCUUUCAUGCGCGUGCUGAUCAGCCGCGGGGCAGACAGGCUGGCGAAGACGGCCGUACUCUACAGCGGGGCAGCCACGGGAGAGGAGACGAGCGCCGGGGCGAGAUGGUUCGAGUGCUACAAGCCGCCGUGGAUCGAUCUCGACGACGGCGCCGACGAAUCGGACGUCGAAGAUGUCGUUGGGAACGGCGUGGAGGCUUUGGUGUGGCGAAGUAUGCUCGGGCCCGGGUGCGGCGUAUAUUUCAAGAAGCGCAUGAACCAGGACGGCGGCGAUACCUUCAUGCCCCUCAACGAGGUCCUCUUCCGCCUCGAGCACCUCCUCGUCUUCGACUAAGAUCACACUACUAAUUA
This is a messenger RNA of Pelagomonas calceolata, 925 nucleotides long. NCBI's taxonomy places the organism in Eukaryota, Pelagophyceae, Pelagomonadales, Pelagomonadaceae. The record is from the annotation of a GenBank genome assembly.